Messenger RNA from Colletotrichum chrysophilum, 1647 nucleotides. It is a transcript of the gene SID1, whose product is annotated as PAK- GC kinase Sid1. The transcript has 2 exons. Gene Ontology annotation, biological process: intracellular iron ion homeostasis. Lineage: Eukaryota; Fungi; Ascomycota; Sordariomycetes; Glomerellales; Glomerellaceae. Bases 1 to 1647 code for a protein of 548 amino acids. The record is from RefSeq and is a predicted model, not a curated record.
AUGUCUCCUCACUGCGACUCGCCGACCAACGGCUCCGACGCCGGUAGCGGCUUCUCCCAAUACAACGGCAACGGCAAUGCCUUUGCCAAUGGAAACGGAGCUGUCCACCAGAACGGCAACGGCGUGAACGGCCACUCCAGCGGCAUCCAGAGCAUCAAGCAGUCCCCCUACCUGCUCCCUACCGACCCCAGCGAGAUCCACGACCUCAUCUGCUGCGGCUUCGGCCCGGCCUCCCUGGCCGUCGCCGUCUCCAUUAACGACGCCCAGGAGGCCGGCCGCCAGCUCACCGGCAGCGCCGCUCCCAAGGUCCUCUUCCUCGAGAAGCAGCCCGCCUUCGCCUGGCACCCGGGCAUGCUCCUGUCCGGCGCCAAGAUGCAGAUCUCCUUCAUCAAGGACAUGGCCUCCCUCCGCAACCCCCGCUCUCAGUUCACCUUCCUCAACUACCUCCACUGCAACAACCGCCUCGUUGAGUUCACCAACCUCGACACCUUCCUCCCCGCCCGCGCCGAGUACGAGGACUACCUCCGCUGGUGUGCCUCCCACUUCAACGACGUCGUCGAGUACGGCCGCGAGGUCGUCUCCAUCUCCCCCGACCCUGCGACCGAGGGCGGCGUCAAGGUGUGGACCGUCAAGUCCCGCAACGUCAAGACCGGCCAAGUCUCGUCCUACCGCACCCGCAACGUCCUCAUCGCCAACGGCGGCCAGGCCAACAUCCCCAAGGUCCUCCCCGCCAAGCACCCCAAGAUCAUCCACUCCUCCCAGUACGCCCAGCUCGUGCCCCAGAUCCUCAAGGACAACUCCCGCCCCUACCGCGUCGCCGUCAUCGGCGCCGGCCAGUCUGCCGCCGAGAUCUUCCGCGACAUCCACCGCGCGUACCCCAACUCCAAGACGUGGAUGGUCAUGCGUAGCAACUUCCUCAAGCCCGCCGACGACUCGCCGUUCGUCAACUCCAUCUUCAACCCCAGCUACGUCGACGAGCUGCACCCCAAGUCGCAAGCCUACCGCCGCUCCCUCAUCAAGGAGGCCAAGGCCACCAACUACGGCGUCGUCCGCCUCCAGCUCAUCGACCACCUGUACGAGAUGCUCUACCACCAGAAGCGCCUCCUCGGCGUCGACGAGCGCAAGUGGCCCCACCGCAUGCUCUUCGGCCGCAACAUUGUCCAGGUCAACGAGAGCAAGGAGACGGAGCGCCUGCAGAUCCACGUCCGCAGCAUCGAGCACAGCGGCGACGGCCUAGAGGACGGCUUCGUCAGCCAGCUGCCCGGCGACGAGAUCCUCGACGUCGACCUGAUUGUGGCCGCCACCGGCUACCAGCGCAGCGCCCACAUCGACAUGCUCCGCGAUACCUGGAGCAUGCUGCCCGAGCUCACCCCGGCGUCCAACUCCGCCGACCGCGAGAUUGUCGACGGCUGGGAGAUUUCCGAGGGCGACGCCACCUCCGGCUCAAGGAAGCUCGAGGUCGGCCGCGACUACCGCGUGCGUUUCGCCCCUGGCACCGUGGCGCCGGAGGCUGGUGUUUACCUGCAGGGAUGCAAUGAAAUGACCCACGGACUGAGUGAUACCCUUUUGUCUAUUCUUUCUGUCCGAUCAUCCGAGAUCGUCGACUCUAUUUUCUCGACCCCCAAGGCCAAGGCCGUUUCCAACUAG